Molecule: messenger RNA, 2974 nt
Organism: Cydia strobilella
Lineage: Eukaryota; Metazoa; Arthropoda; Insecta; Lepidoptera; Tortricidae
Product: BRCA1-A complex subunit Abraxas 1-like
Exons: 3
Coding region: 159-1340 (393 amino acids)
Biological process (GO): attachment of spindle microtubules to kinetochore; mitotic spindle assembly; protein K63-linked deubiquitination
Cellular component (GO): nucleus
Molecular function (GO): microtubule binding; polyubiquitin modification-dependent protein binding
Source: RefSeq, a predicted model, not a curated record
AACCAAAAACGCAAAACGUCACAUUUUUCACUUUUCGCGUCAUUUUAAUAAAGUAGCAAAAUAAAUCAGCAAAUACAUAAAUAAUUAAUUUCUUCAACAUUGGUUGCAUAGAACUUAACCUGCUAAAUUGCCAUAUAAUUAAUGAGUUAUUGCUCAACAUGGCAUAUACUGAAAAAGUGUCACUGAGCGGCACCGCAUUAUCCUUUUUGUUAUACGAAUGUGUAAAUUCAGUAAAUUGCCAGGAGGGAUUUCUGAUUGGGGACGUGACUUCUGAAAUAACUAAUCACAUAUCUGACUCACAAAGCGAUAACGCCCGGUUAGACACUCAAAUAGUCAUAAGAACUGUUCUACCUCUACCCUCCGUGUCUUUGUUUUACCUACCAACCGGUAAGAUAAAGGAGGAUGAACUAACAAACUUACUUUCAAAUACUGCAAAUGAAAUUGUUGGUUGGUACAAAUACCGAAAGAAUAGUUCGGUUAAGCCUACGUUUAGAGAUAGAUUAAUAUCCAAAGGACUGCAGAAGUAUUUUGAAAAGCAUCAUGGAAGAAAAAACUUUGCCACCUGCAUAUUAUCUAGCAAAACUUCAUCUUCUGCAUCUACACACACAUUUACGUACAGAUUUGGUAAAAUCAAUUGCUUUGACGUUUAUGAAUACAUUGAGGAUGUGACAGCAAAUCUGGGGGAGAAGUUGACGGGCUACAAGAAGCCCCACAGGUUAUCACCGCAUAGCAUUUUCAACAAAAUUGUGAAGGACAGCAAUGUGCAGAGUAACAACACAACGGAAGCAAUUCUGAGGAUACAGGAGGCAGUAGACGUCCGGCUUCUUAAGGAAGCUCGUAUAGCAGCAAAGAAUGAAUGCACAGUCAGAGAGCUAGAAGCUGAAAUUAAACAAAUGAAUGCUAUUCUGUCUGACAAGCAAUGUGAAGACUUGCAAGUGAGCUAUAAUAAAAGUUUAGAGGAGAAGUUCAUGAACAGAGAAGCAGAGAUGGCUGAAGCAUGCGUGCAAGCACUGGCUACACCUUCACAAGUGGACAUUUUGAGUGUCCCAAAUGUUCUGCUCCAUAGUAACAACCUGAUUGAGCGUGACAACUCUCCUCCAUCUAAGAAUGAGGCUGAGAGAAGUUCCAGCCCUAUACUUAAAUCAAGUUCAGUGAAACAGCCCAAGUUAAGUUAUGCGGCUGCUUCUAAGACAAGCACACAGCCAUCAACAAGUAAAUCAAACAACCACAUUGAAGAUCUCAUAAGUUUUGAUGUGGAUGAUAACAAAGUAAACAACACGCACACCAUCAUCAUCAAUGAUGAUAUGAAACAUUUAGGUGACAGUUCCCCCGAGUGGUAGAUGGUCAGUACCAGUGCCUUAACUUAUACUAUAGUGUUAAGUUACCCUACUUUAAUCAUACACUUUAUUCUAUAGGUGAACCAAAAACUGACAUUUGCCUUUUUACAUCUUUUAUUUUCAUGUUAAAUUUAAAGGUCCAAAGAAUUGUAGUGUUUGUACCCUUUACGCCAUGUUUUGCAUUGUGCAGGGCACACCCUUAGCUUGGAAACGCAUGGACUGUGGGUAGCAUUCCCUGCUGCAUUUUUCUUUCAUGUAACAUUUAUUUCAGUUCUUAAUAAUUUAAGUUAAAAUAUUUUAUUUGAAAAUAAUUUAAUUUGUACCCUCUAGUAGCAUUCCCUUUGAUUGGUCAUAGAGAAUCAAACUUUGUGAUCAGUUGAAAUGUUAAGUAUCAGAUAAAAUAAUAAGGACGCUAAACACGACGAAUUUGUCUUUAUCGCACGCGCAUAAUUAUAUGGCUGUCCCGCUCGCAGUGGCAUUGACCGCCGUCAACGUCGGCGGGACAGGAAUAUAAUUAUUCGCCUAUUGCGCGUGCGCCUACUACAGCCGACAGCUUCGCCAAUGCAAUAGGGACUUACGCGGGACUCCGUAGAGUUCAAUUUCGCUUAAAUAAUCGCGAUCGCCUGGCGUCCGGGGCACGGCAUAUUCCUUCGUCGUCUAUCAAUUCUCUUAGUGUCAGUAUUUGGGACACCCAGUAUAAAUGAACUAUCUUCAUAAAGUUCUCUUAGUUAUUUGAAAUACAUAUUACUUGUUCCAUUGUUUCAAGAUUUGUUAAUUCUGUUCGUAAAUACAAAACAAAUCUUCUCAUUAUUUUGUAUGUUACAUUGAUGUUGAAAGUUGUUACUUAGAAUCUAAUGAUCGUUUUUACAUAUUUCGUGUACAUAUCUUAAUUAUUGCUGUUAUGGCCGUUAAAAUAUAUCUGCUUUAUAACAUUUAAUGUGCUCGCAAACUCAUACUCACUAAGUAUUUAGACUUGCUUUCUUCUUUGAACUACAAUAAUUAUAUUCAAUAAGAAAUUUUAUUUUGAAGGAAAGGCCAGUUUGCAAAACGAGCUGUAGGGCAAUAAAGAUAAAACGAGAAAUCGGCAUCGCAUCGCUAGAGACCGCAAGUGCGAGGGAGAUGUCCAGCUUUAUGAUGAGUUUAUGACUGCAUCUGCACGCACGUUGAUUUUGGUCCUACAAUAGUUGUGUGAUGUGAUUGAUGUUCGCCACUUAUGGUACUGAGCCAGUCUCAUCCAGAAUGUUAAUUUAGAAUAUAUUUUUGUUUGGGAACUUUGCGCUCUAAAAAAGCAAUUUACUAAGGGAAACUUAUUUUAUGAUUGUGGAUGUGUCAGUUCAAAUGACUUAUCUUAUACUGAUACCACGUGUUGAGCAUACUGUAUUUUCACUAUAUCACACUACUAUUCAUAUACCUAUUAAGAAUACAAGAUUAUUCAAUGAAUAUUUAAGUUUAAGUUUGUUUACUUAAUUUGAUUACCAUUAGCUAUUAUACCACUAGUAUUUAAUUCUCGAUAUAUAGUUGAACAUGUACAAGAUAUUUUUGUAAUUAUUUGUUUAUAAAACUAAACCAAUGUUUUAUUUCAACUAUUGUUAAUUUUCUCUUCGCUCAAUUAAAAUGAAACAAUAAAUUAAUAUGAA